AUGGAACCUGUUGCGCGUCUCCGUUUUCUCUUUAAUAUUACUCCAGUCGACAUCAGAGAAAACCUUCCCGAACGACGAAUACCCCCGGACAACCAUUGGGCUCCUCCGUUGACCUACGACUGCUUCACCCGAGACAGAGAAAAUAGUACUGGGUGGUGCAGGUGGACUUCGAAUGGAGUUCGACAGCUCGAAAGCCCUCCAACAAUACGUCCAUCGGAAACCAGCACUUGUUCCAUCUUCUUCGAUUCUGAACGCAGUUCAUUCCUUAUUACCCGGGCAGACUGCUCACGACAGAACGUAAGUGACCUUGAACGCGAGAACAACGCACCGCAAGCAGGUUGGGGCAGGGUUGGCUUCAACCAUGGUCGUACUCCAGACAACCAGACUCUCUCCAUUGUAUCGUUUCACCCUGCCGAGGCCUACACGCUGAGCGCUCGAGGAUCUCCAUACUGGAUGCCGCAGUUAAUUCCUGCCACCUAUGACAAACCAUACAGCGAUACAUAUACCGUCCUUGCUGGGGAGUUAUCGAUUUUGCUGGGAUUUGCUGCAUUUACUUGUGAGCCGACGAGAGAAGAAAUAAUCCGGACAAUUGGGUCGAAUUUUCGUCUUCCUCGAUGGAUUCCUCAUCCCGAGUCGCGUCAACUACCUUCCACUAAAAGCCAUCCGCGCUGUCACACCAAAGGGUUCAUCGUGAAAAUAGCUCCAGACCCAUACUCUAACAUCCGGGGGGCUGACUUAAACCGCUUUCAGGAGGGCGAAUAUGGAGCCUUGAUUUGUUAG
Rasamsonia emersonii CBS 393.64 is the source of this 780-nucleotide messenger RNA. RefSeq lists its product as uncharacterized. The transcript has 2 exons. The record is from RefSeq and is a predicted model, not a curated record. Bases 1 to 780 code for a protein of 259 amino acids. Lineage: Eukaryota; Fungi; Ascomycota; Eurotiomycetes; Eurotiales; Trichocomaceae.